Molecule: messenger RNA, 1149 nt
Organism: Zootermopsis nevadensis
Lineage: Eukaryota; Metazoa; Arthropoda; Insecta; Blattodea; Termopsidae
Source: RefSeq, a predicted model, not a curated record
ACACACUUGGUCAAUGUUAUUUACUCCCACCAGCACGUUAUGCUUUCAAACACAUACACACAGGCUGAUACCUGCAUACGCACAUUCAAUUUUGAUUUUAGUGAUUGAGUAAAAUACGAGCUAUUAAUGGCGUGAUUAAAGAUAAAAAUAUUACUUCUACGCACGUGAAGUUAAAACAUCAUGAAUGAAGAAGUGGAAGCAAGCCUGCUCGUUAUUGUCCUUGACACCAAUCCAGGACAGAGACUGGUACGAGAACGCACACACAUCUUGACACAGUGUCUUGAGUCAGUGAUAGCAUUUGCGAAUUCUCAUUUAAUGCUCAAGUCAACAAACAAACUGGCUGUUUUGGCAUGCCACACCAGAUCCACUGAAUUUCUGUUCCCACCUCCUUCUGCAUGUGGCACACAAGUGGCAAUGCUUCGACAGCAGGAUGGGCAGUACGAAUUGUUUACCCACGUUGAGAAAACUAUUCGCCAGAACUUGCAACAGCUGGUGAUAAGAGAUGCAAGAAGUGGACCGAUAGGAUCAGUUUGUGAAUCCUUAUUGGCUGGAGCCCUUGCCAUGGCUCUGUGCUACAUUCACAGGUUGGAACAGGAGCUAUCUGCAGGAAGAAAAAUGAACUCUCGCAUCCUUGUUGUUACAGGAAGUGCAGACAGUGCGUCCCAGUACAUGAGUUAUAUGAAUGUGUUCUUCACUGCUCAGAAACAGAAUGUGACUCUUGAUGUAUGCAGCUUGGACCGAGACAUGGGUCUUUUGCAACAAGGCUGCGAUAUCACUGGUGGCCUCUAUCUUCGGAUUCCUCAACUGCAGGGACUGCUGCAGUACUUGCUGCAUGUCAUCCAGUGGGUGUUCCUUCCUGAGCCUACAAUCAGAAAGCAGCUGGUGCUGCCACCACCAGUUAAAGUUGACUACAGAGCUGCGUGCUUCUGUCAUCGAGAGCUCAUUGACAUCGGAUAUGUCUGUUCAGUCUGCUUGUCCAUUUUUUGCAAGUUCAGCCCAAUCUGUACAACAUGCCACACAGUGUUCAAAACUCCUGGGCCUUUGCCCACCAAGUCAAAGAAAAAGAAGAUAAAACUAAGUUGAAUGUAACUUUUUAUGUUUGUUUGCAUUAAAAUGAAAUUUUUGUUAUCAAUAAAUAAAUUGACCUCA